Molecule: messenger RNA, 2447 nt
Organism: Erigeron canadensis
Lineage: Eukaryota; Viridiplantae; Streptophyta; Magnoliopsida; Asterales; Asteraceae
Product: oligopeptide transporter 7
Exons: 5
Coding region: 59-2314 (751 amino acids)
Biological process (GO): transmembrane transport
Molecular function (GO): oligopeptide transmembrane transporter activity
Source: RefSeq, a predicted model, not a curated record
AAAAUCUUACAACUAAUUAAGUUUCAACCCCCACACCAUUUCACGACACACACACAACAUGGAAGAAAACACAUCCGACGAGAUCCGCGAACCACUCAUAAAACCCACCUAUCUUCCGUCAUCAUCAUCACCGGUACCACCGUUGAGCGAUGAUGACCUGGCAGAAGAAGAGAAUUCUCCGAUCAAACAAGUGGCGUUGACCGUACCUACCACCGACGACACCUCCCUACCUGUGUUAACAUUCCGAAUGUGGGUCUUGGGAACACUAUCAUGUGUUCUGUUGUCUUUCUUAAACCAGUUUUUUUGGUACCGAACCGAGCCACUUAGCAUCACAGCAAUUUCGGCUCAAAUAGCCGUGGUCCCACUUGGUCAACUCAUGGCUGCUAAAAUAACAGAUCGUGUUUUUUUUAAAGGUUCACGUUAUGAGUUUACCAUGAACCCUGGCCCGUUUAAUGUUAAGGAACAUGUUUUGAUAACCAUUUUUGCAAACUCGGGUGCGGGUACGGUCUACGCAAUUCAUGUGGUUACUGGUGUGAAAAUAUUUUAUAAACAACAUAUGACCUUUUUUGUGUCACUUAUUGUUGUUCUCACUACCCAGGUGCUGGGGUUUGGAUGGGCUGGAAUAUUCAGAAGGUAUCUGGUGGAGCCAGCUGAGAUGUGGUGGCCAUCCAAUCUCGUCCAAGUUUCUUUGUUCAGGGCUUUGCAUGAACAAGAAAAACGACCCAAAGGGGGAUUGACACGUACCCAGUUCUUCCUUAUUGCAUUUGUUUGUAGCUUUGCCUACUAUAUUUUUCCAGGCUAUCUUAUCCAAAUGUUAACCUCUCUGUCAUGGGUCUGUUGGAUUUUCCCUUCAUCAAUUAUGGCCCAACAAAUUGGGUCUGGUCUACAUGGGCUUGGUAUUGGUGCUAUUGGGCUUGAUUGGUCCAGUAUCUCUGCAUACCUGGGAAGUCCAUUAGCUAGCCCAUGGUUUGCCACAGCCAAUGUUGCUGCUGGUUUUUUCUUGGUUAUGUAUGUCAUUACUCCCCUUUCUUACUGGUUCAAUGUCUACAAUGCCAAGAACUUCCCUUUCUUUUCUGAUGGCCUUUUCACUGCCUCCGGCGAAGAUUACAAUAUUACAAAAAUUAUCGACUCGAAUUUUCACUUUGAUAAUGCUGCUUACGAAGAGGAAGGGCCUCUCUAUCUUAGCACGUUUUUUGCAAUGACUUAUGGCGUUGGCUUUGCUGCUCUUUCGUCUAUGGUUGUUCAUGUUUUUCUUUUCCAUGGAAGUGAGAUAUGGGAGCAAAGCAAAUCGAGUUUCAAAGAGAGGAAAAUGGACAUACACACUAAACUGAUGAGCAGGUACAAGCAAGUACCAGAAUGGUGGUUUUGGUGUAUACUUGUCGUAAACAUUUCUCUUACCAUAUUUGCUUGCGAGUAUUACAACCAGCAACUCCAAUUGCCAUGGUGGGGAGUCCUUUUAGCUUGUGCCAUUGCCAUUUUUUUCACUCUGCCCAUUGGUAUUCUUACCGCCAUUACUAACCAGGCCCCAGGACUGAACAUCAUCACAGAAUAUAUAAUUGGGUACAUAUACCCAGGAUAUCCGGUUGCUAAUAUGUGCUUCAAGGUGUAUGGUUACAUUAGUAUGACACAAGCAGUAACUUUCCUUCAAGAUUUCAAACUUGGCCAUUACAUGAAGAUCCCACCUAGAGCUAUGUUCAUGGCACAAAUUGUGGGAACCCUGAUAGCCGCAUUAGUAUACUUGUGCACUGCAUGGUGGUUGAUGGAGACAAUUCCAAACAUUUGUGACUCGUCAUCCGAUGUCUGGACAUGCCCAGGUGAUCACGUCUUUUAUGAUGCAUCUGUCAUAUGGGGUUUGAUUGGGCCACGGAAGAUCUUUGGAGACCAAGGAACUUACACCAUGGUCAACUGGGCUUUUCUACUGGGUGCAAUAGCUCCGGUACUGGUUUGGUUAGCCCACAGGGCUUUCCCAAGCCAACACUGGAUCACAUUGAUAAACAUGCCCGUUUUGAUAGGGGCCACGGGUAGCAUGCCACCGGCAACAGCGGUGAACUACACAGCUUGGAUAACUGUUGGGUUUAUAUCAGGGUUUGUUGUGUUCCGCUAUAGGCCAGAUUUAUGGCAACGACAUAACUAUGUGCUAUCGGGGGCUUUGGAUGCAGGGUUGGCGUUUAUGGGGGUGUUGUUGUACCUUUGUUUGGGGUUGGAGGAAAUUAGUUUGGAUUGGUUUGGGAAUGAUCUUGAUGGGUGUCCUUAUGCUUCUUGUCCUACAGCUCCUGGUGUGUUCAAAGAGGGAUGUCCUGCUUUGGCAUUUUAGCCCAGUCUCGGUCUAUGACAUCACAUGAUUUAUUUAUUAUGUUUGCAUCUAUCAAAUCAAAUGUAAACAUAUUUGUGAAUUAAUUUGCUCUUUAAACUGCUUCCAUUCCUUAAUAUUAUGAGAAAAUUUGAUA